AAUAAAACAAAACAAAACGUAAAAGAAAACAAUCCUGCUCUCUCUCGUAACUUAGCCGCCCUCACUCUCACAUCGCCGCCGUCUCUCGAGCUCUCUCGCCGUGCUGUCUUGUUCGCUGUUUCACUGAGUCUUUCUUGCAACAACAAGCCAAAGCACCUACGAUAAGCUACGUGACUGCCUUUUUAACCUCAUAGCCCAUCGUUUCAGUCGACAAUUGCUCCGCCGCGUGGAAUCCUACACGUCCCUCCCGCUGCGUCCAAACCGCUGGUUCACAUUGGAUAGUAACACCUUAGCCUUCACCAUCAACGCUGUCUCACCCUAGCCUUCACCCAUCGCCGUCUCACCAUCUUCUGCUGUAUGUUUGAAAGAUUUUAUAAUUUGUUGGAUCAGCUCAGUUAAAUUAUGAAGUUUUAUGGAACAGAUUUAGGUUCUAUUUUGCAAUGCAUAAAGCGCGGUGAAAAACAGAUCAAACUUAAGAAGAAGUGGUUACUUGGCUUACCUGCUACAAAACUUGAGAGGAAGAAGUUGAAAGAAAUUCUAAAUACAGGAGAUUUGGCAGAGUCUUUGCUCAGGAAAGAUGAUGAUAUAUUUUAUGAGUCGGCGAGAACUCGUGUUGAACGCGCCUUUGGAGCACACUCCAUUGAAACAGAGAAUUGUAUUCCUAGUGAUGAUAUGGAUUUGAAUCAAAUACCAAACUUAAAAAGGUUGAUUGUAUCAUGCCUCGACAAUUUGACCACCAAGGGUCUAUACCUUCUUGCUAUGAUAGUUAGUGGUGGCACAACCAAGUAUGAAAGAACUCGUGGUAAGUUGAAAAAGAUUAUCAAGGGUUCUCUUUCUAGUGUUCUGAAUAGCAAAGAACACAAUAACCAAAAACUGGAAAUUUGUAAACAGAUUUUUCAACAUCUCAACAAUCCUCAGCAUUUUCGACAUAGGUGUGAGUUUUUGCAUGAAUCCGGGUCCCAAUCUUACCAUGCUGCUGUAAUAAAGGUGUUGUGUGAACUUGAAAAAUUACCAUCCGAAUCCUUGAUUGCAAUGCGUAGAAAACUUAGAGAUGUUAAAGCACCGGUGCCUCAGUUGCAACCGUUCAAAGACCCAUGGUCACGAAGCAGGCUACUCCAAACAGUGAAUCGAAGCUGUAGAAAGAUGCUUUUACAACUUGAUAGAGGAAAUGAGUUACAAGAGCCAUUAGCCAAAGCCAUGUCCAUAGCAUAUUUAUCACUAAAACUGAAAACUGGUUUUUAUAACAAGUUUUUAGAAGAAUUUUACCAGUUCUCGCCUGAAGUAAAGUCCCUGCAGAGUGAUAUUAUAAAUGCUAUACGUUCUGUUGAGAAAGUUGAAGUAGUGCCAUUGCAAGUGCUUAAAGAUUUACAACUUCUAAUUGAACCAAAGGCUACAAUAUCAAACAAGGGCUUACGGCCAGCUUUCAGAAAUCUUUUGACUGAGUUUCUAUUUGAGUGCAGUGAUAUGGAUAGCACUCCAAAGUCUCUAUCGCAGAUCCUAGAUGUUAUUAAUAAGAGUUCUAAUAGCACACACGAUGUAACGUUCCAGAAGAAGUAUAUUGAAGAAGAAGUUGACUGCAUACUAAGUGUGAGUGCUCAAACAAAUCAAAUUAUUCAAGAUUUGUUGCCAAACAGUGAAUUUGACCAGGACUUCACUGAUGCAUAUAUGGAGCAAUCAGAAGAAAGUGAUGACAGUGACAGUGAUGAAGAUGAGAAUAGUAAUGGUAGUCAACUUCAGGAGAAUAGACAUUUUGAAAAUGGAGCAUUUAGUACAAUGUAUUCAAAUUGCGAGGGAGAAAGUGUUGGGGAUUUUACACCAUUUGAAUUUCAUCCUCCUACCACUAUUACCGAGCCGCUUACAUCAAGUGAAAGGUUGAAUACUGAUUCUGAAAAGCACCAACAUAAGAACUGUGAUGCAAUAAAUUUGGAAUUGAAAAAUUGCAACACUCCAUAUCAUAAUCAAUGCCAAGAAGAAAGCAUAGAGCAGUUUAGUGCAUCUGUGGGAUAUAAAAACUAUAAUUCUUCAGUUGUUUCACCUGACAAGGAACCUGGUGAAAAUAUUGUCAGGAGACAUGAUUUUUACAAAUCAUACACAGAAGUUGACCCAAAAGAUGCAUCUAACUUUUGUGAGGAGACAGAACCCAUUCCCACUAAGUACAACGCAUGCAACAACCAAUACCUUGCUACCCAAGAUGCUUGUGAUAAAACAGCUAUGCUUGCAUAUAAUCUCAUAGGUGAUAUGUUGAAAGAGUUUGCCGCAACUGAAGGCCUAAACUUAAACAUAAGCGACCGUUCAUACCUCAGUCACGAAGCAAAAGAAACAGAAAAACAGUCAUUAUUUGGGAAACAUAGAAGUGGUCCAGCUAUUGUUCGAGUAGUUGAAGAGCUUAUUCCUUCCUUCCCAGAUAGUAGCAUGGAAAGACUGAAGGUACUGAUGGGCUUAUGAUAAUGGAAUUUGGGCUUUUGCGUAGGCGUAUUCAUUGGCACAGGUUAAUCUGCUAACUCAGUCACUCAAACUAACUCGACCCGCAUAUUAAUCCACCCAUUCAAGUAUAGGUCCAACCCGUUUAAACUCAAAGAUAUUCGGUUCAGAUAAUGGAUUUGAUAUUUUGAACAUGCAAACUCGACAUGUUGACGUGAAAUAUUUUAUUUAUUUUUUUAUUAUUGAUGUAUAGUUAUAGUUUAGUUUGUUUAAUUUGAUUUGAUGAUUUGUUGUUAAUUUAGUUGUUUUAUAUGUUUAGUUGUGUUUGUGCAUUGUAUUUUAAGUAUUGAACGAUGUACUGUAAUAAACUUUUACGUUUUGGUUUCGUUAGGCCAAAUCUUUAUUGUUAUGAAAGAAGAUUCGCAAGAAACACAAUAA
Cicer arietinum (chickpea) is the source of this 2859-nucleotide messenger RNA. RefSeq lists its product as uncharacterized. NCBI's taxonomy places the organism in Eukaryota, Viridiplantae, Streptophyta, Magnoliopsida, Fabales, Fabaceae. The record is from RefSeq and is a predicted model, not a curated record.